GUGCGACCCCGUGCCCACACCCACCGCACCCGCCACCGCCACCCGCGCCGCCGCGCACGAUGCGCAAGAGCGUCAUCCUCGCUGCGCUGCAGCCCAAGGCCGAGGGCGAGGGCAGGGCCUCGCCCGCGCCCAAGAACGGCGCCGACUGGGCGCGCUCCGUCACCGGCGGCGGCUUCGGCCCGCUGCUGGGCCGCAAGCCGUUCAAGGCGCCGCUGCCCGCCGGUCGCCGCAGCGCCAAGGGUGCCGCCGCCGAGGACCUCUCCGGCGGCCGCAAGCGCAAGCGCGUCAACUACACCGGCAUGGGCGGCGGCGAGGACGACGGCGACGGCGACGCGGCCGAGAGCUCGGACGCAGAGGAGGCCGUGGCGAAGAAGCCCAAGGGCAAGCCGGGCGUGUUCGGCAAGGACGGCAAGAUGACGAGUCUGGAGGGCGUGUACAAGGGCAUCGACGCGCGCGGCGUCUCGCUCAACGUCGACAACCGCAAGUGGCAGGUCUUCAAGCCCAAGGACGGCGCCAUCAAGCGCCGCUUCAACGUGCCGGUGAUGCGCGCCAAGGACGGCGCCAUCAUCGAGACGCGCAUGAGCGGCGCGUCGCUCGGCACGCGCAAGCCCAUCGAGAUCCCGCCGCGCCCGCUGCACGACCCGAUGGGCGAGCAUGCCAUCGUGCUCUUCGACCCGACGGUCGACGACGUCGAGGCCGAGCGCGAGAAGGAGCGGCUGCGCCGCGAGCGCCUCGCGGCGGAUGCGCUCGCCAAGGCGGAGGGCGGCGUGGAGCCGGAGAAGCCGGCGGGGCCGACGCCGCACAAGAGCCUGGCGGAGCUGCUGGGCCUGCGCAGCAAGGACGACAAGAAGAAGGUCGUGGAGAAGGUGCCGGUGGUGAUCGAUCCGCGUCUGGGCAAGGUGCUCCGACCGCAUCAGGUCGAGGGAGUCAAGUUCCUGUACCGCUGCGCGACGUCGCUCAUGGAUGAGCACGCACAAGGCUCGAUCAUGGCCGACGAGAUGGGCCUGGGCAAGACGCUGCAGUGCAUCGCGCUCAUGUGGACGCUGCUCAAGCAGUCGCCGAUCCCAAACAAGCCGACGAUCGACAAGUGCAUCAUCGCGUGUCCUUCCAGUCUCGUGCGCAACUGGGCUAACGAGCUGGUGAAGUGGCUUGGCACAGCCGCGCCCGGCGCGUUCGCGCUUGAUGGCAAGUUGUCGAAAGACGAGAUGGUGCUCGCUGUUCGCCGCUGGGCAGACGCGAAGGGACGAGGCAUCGUGCAGCCAGUGAUGAUCGUCUCAUACGAGACGCUGCGCAACAUCGCUCCCGAGCUGGCGAAUUGCGAGGUCGGCUUGCUGCUGUGCGAUGAGGGACACAGACUGAAGAACGCAGAGUCCUUGACCUAUGUCGCGCUGGACAAGAUCCCUGUCAAGCGCCGUGUCGUGCUCACGGGUACACCAGUGCAGAACGACCUCACAGAAUACUUCUCGCUGGUCAAGUUCGCCAAUCCCGACCUGCUCGGCGGCCGUCUGGAGUUCCGCAAGGCAUUCGAGAUUCCUAUCCUCAAGGGCCGCGACUCGAACGCGUCCGAGAAGGAGCAGCAGGUCGGCAUCGCCAAGCUCGGCGAGCUGUCCGCCAUCGUGAGCAAGUUCAUCAUCCGGCGCACGAAUGACCUGCUCUCGAAGUACCUGCCCGUCAAGCACGAGCACGUCGUAUUCUGCAAGAUGUCGCCGCUGCAGCUCGCCUUGUACCAGCUCUUUGUUAAGUCGCCCGAGACGCAGAAGCUGCUGCGCGGCAAGGGCUCGCAGCCGCUCAAGGCCAUCUCGAUCCUGCGCAAGCUCUGCAACCACCCGGACCUGCUGAACCUGCCCGACGACCUGGCCGGCUGCGAGCGCCUGCUGCCGAGCGACUACACGCCGCACGACCGCCGCAACGUGCACGCGGAGCACAGCGGCAAGAUGGUCGUGCUCGAGCGCUUCCUGCAGCAGAUGCGCAAGACGAGCAACGACAAGAUCGUCCUCAUCUCGAACUUCACGCAGACGCUCGACAUCUUCGAGAAGAUGUGCCGCCUGAAUCGCUGGGGCUCGUUCCGCCUCGACGGCACGAUGGCCAUCAACAAGCGCCAGAAGCUCGUCGACCGCUUCAACGACCCCGAGGGCGCCGAGUUCGUCUUCCUGCUCAGCUCAAAGGCCGGUGGAUGCGGUCUCAAUCUCAUCGGCGCAAAUCGUCUCGUGCUGUUCGAUCCUGACUGGAACCCGGCCUCCGACCAGCAGGCGCUCGCGCGUGUCUGGCGUGACGGACAGAAGAAGUCUUGCUUCGUGUACCGCUUCAUCGCGACUGGCAGCGUGGAAGAGAAGAUCCUGCAGCGCCAAUCGCACAAGCAGUCGCUGUCGUCGUGCAUCAUCGACGGUCAGGAGGACGCCGACCGGCACUUUUCGCGCGACGACCUGCGUGCGCUCUUCGAGUUCAAGCAAGACACGCAGUGCGACACGCAUGACACGUACAAGUGCAAGCGCUGCAAGAACGGCCGCCAGAACGUCAAGGCGCCCGCCAUGCUGUACGGCGACACGGCCACCUGGAACCAUUACCAGAACGAGGAGCUGCACAACCUCCACGACGACCUGCUCCGCAGCGAGAAGGUGCACGACGAGGUCUCGAUGUGCUUCCAAUACGUCAGCCACUAGUCUCCGCCGCUCUCUCCAUGUCUCCUCGCACACGUCCCGUCCCCACCGCAAGGCUCCGCUACACCACACAUACUGCCCGUCGCAUCCUCCACGUCACACGCCAGUCACUUGCCCAUGUAUCAAUGAGACCCGCAUCUGCUCAC
Molecule: messenger RNA, 2803 nt
Organism: Tilletiopsis washingtonensis
Lineage: Eukaryota; Fungi; Basidiomycota; Exobasidiomycetes; Entylomatales
Product: putative RAD54-DNA-dependent ATPase of the Snf2p family
Exons: 13
Coding region: 60-2660 (866 amino acids)
Biological process (GO): double-strand break repair via synthesis-dependent strand annealing; reciprocal meiotic recombination
Cellular component (GO): nucleus
Molecular function (GO): ATP binding; ATP-dependent chromatin remodeler activity; DNA translocase activity
Source: RefSeq, a predicted model, not a curated record